AGAACAAGGGUGGUAGCUGGGCCUAGGGAACCUGGCUCUGCCCAGGUGUCCCUGCCCAGAUACCUGUGCCCCUCCCCAUGGCGAGGGAGACCUUCCCCUUCACCUCCUCCACGCUGCGCUCUCUCCGCCUACAGCAAGAGUGGCUGGAGUGGGAGGACAGGCGGCGGGCUGUCGCCCACCAGUGCCGGAGCCGCAGGUGCCCCCCCAGCCCCCGAGCCCGACUCACUAGGCCUCGCCGUUCCUGCCGUGACCCAGCUGUCCACAAUGCCCUGUUCUCCGGUGACCUACAGCAGGUCCAAGCCCUGUUCCAAGAUGAAGAGGCUGCCAACAUGAUUGUGGAGACCAUGAGCAACCAGCUGGCCUGGUCAGCCGAACAGGGGUUCUGGGUGAUGACCCCCAAGACCAAGCAGACGUCACCUCUCACCAUUGCUGCAGCCCGAGGCUACACCGACUGCGCCCGCCACCUGAUCCGGCAGGGGGCUGAGCUGGAUGCCCGCACUGGGGGCUGGGCUGCCCUGCACGAGGCCUGCGCCCGGUCCCAGUCUGACUGUGUGCAGCUGCUGCUGACCUUUGGCGCCAAGGCCAAUGUGCUGUCCGAGGAGGGCACUGCCCCCCUGCACCUCUGUACAGCCCCCAAUUCUUUGCAGUGUGCCAAACUGCUGCUGGAGGCGGGAGCAACAGUGAACCUGGCAGCGCAAGAGAGCGAGGUUACACCCCUGCACGUGGCAGCUGCGCGCGGCCUAGAGGAGCACGUGACCCUCUACCUGAAUCAUGGUGCUGACGUGGGCCUGCGCACUAGCCAAGGCGAAACCGCCCUAAAUGCGGCAUGUGCGGCAGCCGAGGACCCAGGCUGCGACCGGCAGCAAGCAGCCGUGGCGCUUCGGCUGCUGGAGGCCGGUGCUGAUGCUCGGGUGUCUGGCCGCAAGCGCCACACGCCACUGCACAACGCCUGUGCUAAUGGUUGCGGGGGCCUGGCCGAGCUGCUGCUGCGCCAUGGGGCCCACGUUGAGGUCCCCAAUGGAGCGGGCCACACACCCAUGGACUGCGCUCUACAGGCCGUCCAGGACGCCCCCAACUGGGAGCCUGAGGUCCUCUUUGCAGUGCUCUUGGACUACGGAGCCCAGACUGUGAGCCCUGAGAUGCUGAAACUGUGUGCCUCCUUCCCUCGGGCCCUGGAAGUCCUGCUUAAUGCCUACCCUUGUGUUCCAUCCUGUGAUACCUGGGUUGAGGCAGUGCUUCCAGAACUGUGGCAGGAGCACGAAGCCUUCUACUGCUCGGCCCUGUGCAUGGUGAACCAGCCAAGGCGGCUGCAGCACCUGGCCCGGCUGGCUGUGCGUGCUCAGUUGGGUGGCCGUUGCCGCCAGGCUGCCACCCAGCUCCCACUGCCCCCACGCCUCAGGGACUACCUGCUGCUGCGUGUGGAGGGAUGCAUCCAGUGAGCCUCACGGCCAGGUUGU
This is a messenger RNA of Trichechus manatus latirostris (Florida manatee), 1457 nucleotides long. It is a transcript of the gene ASB16, whose product is annotated as ankyrin repeat and SOCS box containing 16. The transcript has 5 exons. The coding region runs from base 78 to 1439 and encodes 453 amino acids. NCBI's taxonomy places the organism in Eukaryota, Metazoa, Chordata, Mammalia, Sirenia, Trichechidae. The record is from RefSeq and is a predicted model, not a curated record. Gene Ontology annotation, biological process: intracellular signal transduction. Gene Ontology annotation, molecular function: protein binding.